Messenger RNA from Biomphalaria glabrata, 10814 nucleotides. RefSeq lists its product as uncharacterized. Bases 6289 to 8931 code for a protein of 880 amino acids. Gene Ontology annotation, molecular function: nucleic acid binding. NCBI's taxonomy places the organism in Eukaryota, Metazoa, Mollusca, Gastropoda, Planorbidae. Gene Ontology annotation, biological process: DNA integration. The record is from RefSeq and is a predicted model, not a curated record. The transcript has 5 exons.
UAAGUUAUUGCCUAAUAGAAUAUUAGAACUUGAUUCUGUGUAUUUGGCUACACUUUGUUUUCCUCUUUCGAACAGGAUAUAGGAUACAUUUUUCUCAAUUUAUUUUUUUAGUUUUAAUUUCUUUUUCAUCAAUAUAUUUCUGUUUAUCUAGAUUAAAAUUCUAGAUUUAGAUGAAUUUGUUUGUAGUGUACCGUUAUAUAUUUAGAUUGAAAUAAAGAAAAAGAUUUUAAUGAAAUCGUUAAAGGUGUAUCUGAAACACAAUUGAACAUCGGUGUCAAUUUUCGCACCUGAAGCAAGUUUUGCUCGCUACGCCUCUAGCUGCCUGGUCGUGCUGUAUGCGCGCCGGACUGUCGUUCGUUCGUCUCGAUAGUCUUUUAAAAAUAAAAUAUCAUUGGCCUCCUUCAGUCGUAGAACGACUAUGGUUCAUCUCGCACACUUCCUCUUAUGGCUGUGGAGCUCUAGUUUGGAGAGACACCCCCGUCCUCAAAUAUCGCAGGUUAAGGUGGCUUAAUAUACCGAUCUCUUAAAUGGAGGAGGAGGACUGUAUAUAGGCUACUUCCUCUCCCAUGUUCCUAUUGCCAUUUUUUAUCAAGUGGAAACGAUAAAUUAGGUUUAGAAAUUGAGAAUGGCUUCUAGUAGUAAAGCUAGUGUAGAGGCUAUGAAACAAGCAAAGAAAGAAGACAAUUACCUGCCCAAUUAUUGGAGAAAGAAUUUCUAUAAAUUUCUUGUUCCUGUGGAUGAUUUAACAAAGACGGCUAUAACAAAAGUUGUCCACGACACAUGGAGAGAAGAUCUGGUGGGAAAAGGAUUAGAUGCCAACGAUUUAGCUCUGUUAGGUCAUAGGAGACUGGAAGUUAUAGAAGUGCACAGGGUGGAGAAUCCGGUUGUGUUUGGCAGAUACCAAAAAGCGAAAAACGAUUUACUGGACAAAACGAUAGCUCUAAACGAGCCAAGUCGUCGUAUUGUCAGCAUCCAUGACUCAUCCAAUGGCGAUCCUAAUACAACCAGUCUUCUGGCAGAUUUCUUGAAAAGGGAUCUCUGUCCUGAGAUUAACGAAUGCUAUGUUUUGCAUGGAACUAAGACCGACAGAAUUGGAGCGCUAUCAGAAAAUGGACUGAGAACAAAAAACGCAAAUCCCAACGCCAUGUUUGGUAAAGGGAUAUACACGACGGACAGCUCAACAAAAGCUGAUCAAUACGCAGAUUUUCGUCACAAACGUAGACCCCUCCAUUAUAGAAAUAAACUCGUCCUGUCACGUAUACUUUUAGGCAACGUUUUUCUUUAUAAGGACAUGCCUGAAAAAGAUGAAUGUAAACUGUCAGGCCCUCCGUGUAUGAGGUGCUUGCAAGACGUCUGCGAUUGUAAUUUUACCAAGUUUGACUCUGUUCUGGGAGAGCACAAGUUGAGGUUUAGAGAGUUUGUGACCUAUGACGAAGACAAAAUAUACCCAGAAUACAUUAUCACUUACAAACGAAGGAAAUAAAAUAAUUAAACAUAAUAUUCGAAGAUAUUAAAACUCGAAAAAUGCUCAUUAAAGUUACGGGUAAUUAAAUAUCGACCACAGAUUAUAAAUUUAAUCUAGGGCAGUACGAUACCAUUGUAAGCCUAUGUUUUAAUAAAAAAACUAGUAUAAACUGCCUCCCUUUGAGUGAUCUGUAAACUCUUUCAUAUAGCGAAUGCUCAUAAUCAUCCCAGUGAUCUUUUAUAUUUAUAUUAUAUAACAGCUUUAUAAAGCAAUAAAUAGGUACAGUAAAAUACAAAAGAUAAUGCAUUCCUAGAUAGGCAUAUAGAAUAUAGAGUGAUUAACGAGGUCUUUAUUAAUAGGCCUACAUAGCUUAUCAUUGUUAUCAGCGCUUCCGAUAUCCUGUACCCCAAAACGCUAGUUAUUUAUAAAUCCGCCUCUUUUCUCCUUUGGUUUGCGCUUAGUAAAAACAAAAAUUUAGCAAUAAAUGAAAAAAAAAAUGUUCUUCUUUUAUUAGUUUAUGCUUUAGUUAAAAAAAUAUAGGCCUACUUAUAUGAAUUUCACAUAGAAACUAUUACUUUUAAAAUGUAUUUAUUGUGUGCUAAGUUGUGUGUUUUAAAUUGUUUUUAUUAAUAGUUCUUUAAGUGGCCCUUGUAGGAUGUAAUCUGUAACACACUUUAAACUUUUAAAUGUGGACUAUUAAAAAGAUGCAGAGGCUAACCUUUACAUUUACAUAUUUUUAGGUUUCAUUUCUUAAAUUUGAGCCAUUAUUAAAAAGCUUAUACCAAUUCACUUUGUCUCCCACACCCAUUUUCGGAUCAAAUUGAAACUUUGCAGAAUUAUUAAUUGAGGAAGAAAAUACAAGAAUCGAUUCAAUUAAUUACUGGUAAUUCAUUAUCUGUUUGAUACCGACAAGGGAAAUUAAUUCACAGUAUUCAGAGAUCUGUCUAAAUAUUUUGGGUUUGUCCACUCAGAUAUCUGUUAUUUCUGCCACAAACAUUCUCGGACCUAACGAAGCAUGAAUCACUUUAAAAAUUAACAAGUUAGUCAACCAAUUAUUAGGAUUUUUUUUUUGUUUGAUAUUGAAAAAGGGAAAUAACGUCUACACAUUAAUGAGAAAUAUAGUUCUAAAUUUUAUAUUAUAUUUAUAUUAUAUUCUAAAUAUAGUUCUAAAUUUGGAGUAGUAGUAAAUGUAGAGCUCCUUACCUAGGAUAAACCUUUUUGUUGUUUUUUAAUUUUUUUUUUUUAUUUUGCUCGUUAGUUUUAUGAGUGAUUCAAUUUAAGUUACUUAGUAUCAAUUAUUUAAUGCAUGAGGAAAAUAAAGUCCUGUGUAUUGUUAUACACUCGAUACAGGGAAAGCAUUUUUAUGUAUCGUCAACUGUAAAAACUACACGUUAUGGACGCUAAUAGAUAGGCCUAAUUCUUUUUCUCAAAUGAUACAAACGUAUUUCGACUAUUAGCUCUUGUUUCUUAACAGAAGUAAACACUUUUUAUCGCAUUGAUUUUUAUUGAACUCUGUUAUGUUGGCAGGCGAGACCUAUUUAUAUAAUAGAGGCCUACCUGUCUAGCACUGUGAUACUUCGUUGUAACAUUCCAAAGGGACCAUCCAUUUUUAUUUUGUUUUUUUUUUUUUGCUGUGUUUGUUAUUUACUUUGAAAUUUGAGUCUAUAGAUUAAUUCAUUGGUGACUGGUGCCUGUUACUGUUAUGAAUGCAAGGUCCUAAUUACUUGUUACGUUUUAUCUGCCCUUUCCCCCGAAAUAAAGUUCAACUUUAAUACGUGUCCACGUGUAUAGUCAUUAGUGAAGAAUGUAGGCCUACAAUAAUUACUCAAAUGUAAGACGUCAAUGGCGGGAACAAGAAACAAAAAUUAAAAAUACUUUUAAAAAAGGACAAUAGCUCCUUUUUACAACUUAUAUAGGACACAAAUACUCUUUCGUCCCUAGUGGUAUCAGAGCAUGGAAUGGGUUGCCUGAGCUAGCCAGGAACACCAGUGACUUAGUAGAAUUUAGGUCAUUGGUUAGUAAGGGCCUAUGCAUGACUAAAUGCAUGACGCGCUGGACGUAAUCGUCUCCUUUUAUGAAGUAGGCUAACAUCUGUAUUAUAUAAGAUGAGAUUUUUUCUCUUAACAACUAAUGAAUUUUUACAUUAAGAAACAAUGGAACAUUUUUAAAACGUCCCAUCCUCUUGCCACCCCUAGAAAGAAUCCUGGUUUUAAGCAAAUGUAGCCUAUAGAUCUACUAGACUUAAUAUUUCAAUGAUAGUCCUUUAGAUCUAGACCUCAAGACUUAGAAGACGAUGCACGAAUUUCUCUGAACUUUAAUUUAUUAAGCUCUUCAAUGGAUUCGGAAAUACGCGAAGAUGUAGCCUCUAGUCCGUUCAAGAUAAAUAUUUUCUUCAUCUGUAGCUAAAUUUAAUUUUUUUUCUUUUUCUAAAAAAUAUAACGGUCAAAUUAGAGUUUUCCCAGUGUGGUUAACAAGUUAGUAAUUCUUUUCUUAACGACAUCCACCAGCUGUCAAAUUUCUAAGAAAAUAGUUAAAGCGUUUACGAGAUCCAUGUCCAAAUUCCACGAACUUGCGAGUUGAAUGAUGGUAUUGUAAAAAAAAAAUACAUACUUUCUAAACGUUAAAUACAUUCUAAGUAAUGUUCUAAUAACAUAUUCACAUUGUAAAUUAUUAUUUUAUUACUUUUAAUUUAUUAUAGACUAUUAUUUAAUUGUCUUCUAAUGUUUAUGCACUUUUGUAAAUAAAAUUACAUACAUUUGAAUAUGCCAGCUUUUAAUUAGAAUGUAAUCUAGAUCUGCUACAUUCAAUGAUAUUAAAUAGCUAGCCGAUAUCCGUUCUACGCAAAGGUUGAAAUGGUAUGUAUGUUAAAUCCGUCAAUAAAACGUCACGCAUAACAACGCUCUCCCAGCCCUUAAACAAUUUUCUAGCCCUUAAAUUCUGCGUUCUUUUUUUUUCUUUCAUCCUACAAACGAAGGGCCCAACACCCACUUUUAUAGACUUUGCACAAACACUUUUUAAUGUCCGUCAGUUGUAGCCUUCCAUCUCCUUGCACUAUAAUACUCCCCACAUACGCACACACAAUAUUUUUAAAUGAAGCUCACUUUUCCGAGGAACAGUUUGAAAGAAGAAAACAUCAUUAUUCAGAACUUCGUCUACUCUUUACAUAUUUAUCUUUACUUUGUCAGACAUUUAGAAUAAUCCAAACUGUAUUAUGCCCCCCCCCCCAAAAAAAAAAAAAAGAAAAAGCACGUUCACACACUCAUACUUUUAAUGAAUAGAUCCCUAUAUUCACUGUGACAAUAUUUAGGACUUUUUAAUUUUUGAUUUAGAAUAGAGGACUAUUUGUAGAUCUAGAUCUAGUUGUUUUAAAAUUGUUCUACACAGUAUUUUUCCUGCAGUAUAAUGCCCCCCCCCCCUUUUCACAUAAACUCACAAUAUUUUCAAAUGAAACGCCACUUUCUGAUGAACAGUGUGAAACAAGAAACAUCGCUAUUCGCAACUUAUUCAACCAUAUUUACGUUUUAUUUUGUCAAGCAUAGAUCUAGAGCUAGUGUCACAUUGUUUAGAAUAGCUCAUCUUCACAAUAUGUAUUAUACACCGCCUCAUCAAAACACCGUACUGACCAUAGGCGUAGCAUUCAUGGCGCGAAGGGGUUCAAUGAACCCGGGCCCACGAUCCAUAGGGACCCACAGUCUGCAUGUGGCGUAACAAAACCAUGGCUCAAAGUGAUUUAUUACGUCUGGGCCCAUGGCUCAUGACCAGUUGGGGCUCAAACGGGCCCUUAGGGAUGACACCAAACUGGAAUACAUUAUUGCACUUUCGUAAAGGCGAUUCAAAUGUAUAACCUUAAAAGUCUUCUCAAAAUAUCCUACUCUUAAACCAAACGUUAACUUCAAAACGUUAAACCAGAGUCUGUGUACCAGCGGCCUCGACUGCUUUGAUAUAUAGAUCUGUUUCAUUUUAUCAGGUUUAUUGUUGUUACGUGCGCAUCUUAGUGUAAAUGUGAAAUGGUGCGAAUGCGUGUUGAAAGGAGAAGAACAAAAAUGGAGGAAUAUGAACAAGAAAGUGUUUUCAGUAUUAAUAAAGAGUAAAGUAUUUAUAAACUGUGAUUUGUCGUUUUCAUGUCUAAAGAGUCUCAUCCAAUAUGAAGACGUAACAAGUGGCGCCCAACGCAAAGGUAACCCACGUAUCCCUCUAUUCACAGGGGAUCUCCUGUCAGCAGACAGUAGAGAUAGUAAAAUCUAGAUCUAGAGACAGGAGAACAUUCGAUUCGAUAUUAUUAGAAAUAGACUAUGGCGGACAGGGCUGAGGUAGCAGCGUUGAAGGAAGAGGGAAGGUUGUUGGAGCUUGAAGGGGCAGAACUAAGAAAAUACGUACAAGAAAGGUUGAUGGAGAGGGAGAGAUUAGAUAAGGAGGACAAAAGAGAAAGGGAAAAAGAAAAGGAGAGAUUAGCGAUGGAAAGAGACAAAGAAAAAGAGAGAUUAGCAAUGGAAAGAGACAAAGAAAAAGAGAGAUUAGCGAUGGAAAGAGACAAAGAAAAGGAGAGAUUAGAUAAGGAGGACAAAAGAGAAAGAGAAAAAGAAAAGGAGAGAUUAGAUAAGGAGGACAAAAGAGAAAGAGAAAAGGAUAAGGAGAUAGUAGCAAUUGAAAGGGAAAAGAAAAAUGAAUUAGUUGCCAUUGAAAGAGAAAGAUUGGCGUUGGAAAAAGAGACAGCAUAGAGAAAGUUAAAAACAAACCAAGAAAAAGAGAGUGAUAAAAGAAAGGGGGAAACUACAGGGAACAAACUAGCAAAAUAUAAAGGUGCGAUAUUCGAAGAAGCUAAAAUGGACAUUGACAUUUUUUUGAAGAAAUUUGAAAUUGAAAUGAGAGAACUGGAAUACCCCGAAGACAAAUGGUCAUUCUUAUUAUCAAAGUCAUUUGUAGCAGAGGUCCCAUCGAAGAUAUGCAUGAACCAGAGCAGCUAUAGCGUGGUGAAAGAACAAUUACUACGAACGUACGGAAAAACAGAGGCGUAUUACCGUGAACAAUUUGUUAACUGUGCGAUAGAAACAAAUGAUGACCCACAGACAUUCAUGGACAGAAUGACCAGUAGUUUUGAAAAUUGGACUGAAACCGCCAAAAUAGAAAAGACAUUUGACGGUCUAAAGACAUUUCUAAUGAUAGACAAAGCAAUUUAUGAGUGUCAGGAGGAAUUAAAAAUAUUUUUGUUGGAGAGGAAACCAAAAUCCAUAGAAGACAUAGUAAGACUGAUAAGGGCCUAUAAGGUGGCACAUCCAGAUAAGAAACUAUUCAGAGGCAGCGACAUAGAAGAAAUAGUUGCAUUUAACAGAACAAGAGAUACACGAGACAACUACAUCAACAACGGCAGACGAUAUAGAUAUGAUGAACAAAAUAGGUUUAGAGGACAAGGAAGGAACCAAAUGGGUAGUAGACCAGGACAGUUUUAUAGUAACCGAGGUCGAUACCAAAGAAAUGUACAGGGACGAUUCGGCGGAGUAAGGGAUAGAAGAGAUCAAAGCCUGUCAAUGUUAACAUGUGCAGGAAGCCUUGAGUAUUUUGAGACCUUCGUGGGAAACAAAAUAGCAAGGACGAUACGAGAUUCUGGCAGUACAAUAGUGGGUGUUAAUAAGAAAUUAGUAGAAGAACAAGACUAUACCGGCAAAUCCAGGAAUUGUGUGAUGUUUGAUGGGAAGACUGUACAAUUACCAAUUGCUAGAAUUAAAAUUGAUACACCAUAUUUUACUGGAAUUGUGGAUGCAUGUGUAAUAGACUAUGCUCAUAUUGAUUUGAUUAUUGGAAAUAUUCCAGGUAUAAAGAAUUGCAAUGAAAAGGAUAUGGGAAAUUGGAAAAAGUGUUUCGGAAUGAGUAUUACUCGAUCCAAAUGUAAGGAUCUGGAUGCAGGAGAUCUGGAAAAAUUAUUCCAGUUACCAGAUAAGAAAAAAAAAAAAGAAGGAUUAUUACAAAACUCAGAAACAUUAGAACUUAAUAAUGUAGUAUUCGACAAGGAAAGGUUUAUUACAGAACAAAAAAAUGACCUAGAGAUGCGUCAGUUGGCCCAGAAAGGAGGUAGAGGAGGAAAAUUUUAUAUAGAAAGAGGAAUUUUGGUAAGAGAAAUUGAGUCACAAGGAAGAAAAAUUAUACAGGUUGUUGUACCAGCGGAAUUUAGAAAUAUCAUAUUGAAGAAUGGGCAUGAUGAAGCAUAUGCAGGCCACAUGGGAAUUCACAAAACGAAACAAAGAAUAUUUAGGGACUUUUAUUGGCCAUCUAUUAGUAAAGACAUUAAAAAUUAUGUGUUGUCGUGCAAAGUUUGUCAAAUGAAAGGCACUAAAAAAAUCAGAGCCCCAUUACAAAAGGUAGAUAUACCAGAAAGGCCAUUUAGUAAGAUUGCGAUUGAUUUGAUUGGACCCAUGCCGGUGAUAUCAAAUAGGGGUCAUCGAUAUAUUCUAACUGUGAUAGACGUGUGCUCAAGAUGGCCAGAAGCUAUUCCACUAAAAAGAAUUGAAGCCAGUGAUAUAGUUCAAGCGUUAUAUACAUUAUUUACACGGUUUGGAUUUCCUGAAGAGGUACUGUCAGAUAGGGGCACACAGUUCCAUUGUCAACUAACGACAACAUUUUUGAAAAUGUUUGGAAUUCGGCAAAGGUUUACAGCCCCGUAUCACCCGCAGAGCAACGGUAUUUGUGAACGUUUUAACUGUACGUUAAAGAAAGCGUUAUCGAAAGUAGCAGAUGACAAUCCCAAAGAAUGGGAUGUGGCAUUACCCUCAAUCCUUUUCGCAUACAGAGAGAGCCGUAAUGAAACCACGGGGUUUUCACCAUUUCAGAUGAUUUAUGGAGGAAAUCCAAGAGGCCCAAUGACAAUUCUUAAAGAACUAAUACUCCCACAAGAACAUGUUGGAAAUAAAGAAAGUUACGAUAUAGUGACAGAAACCAGAAAUAAAGUAAUAAAGGCUUGUGAAGAAGCGAGCAAACAUGUACUUGAUAAAAGUGAACUAACACAGUCUAGGGUGAAUGAACACAGGAAAUUGACCAAACUAGAAGUAGGUCAAGAUGUUUUGGUAUUACUAAAGGAUAAGGAGAAUGUACUAUUCACGAAAUGGUUGGGUCCUUAUAAGGUAACAAGGAAAAUUAGUGAUGUGGAUUAUGAAAUUAAAAUUGAUUCAAGGCUGAAAAUAUUUCAUGUGGAUAUGCUAAAAGAAUUUAGGUCGCAACAAAAAAGUGAAAAAAGCAGUAAAGAAGAUCCAUUGGUCAUAGGUGCAUCCGUGAGUGUAGACUUUGAGACAGAGGAAAGAUUGGGACACAUAGAAACAAUUUCAACCGAUGCCAGUCAAACAUGGAAAGAUGUGGAAGUGACGGGAAUCUCGUCAGAAAAAACGAAGGAAGUAACAACAUUAUUGGAAGAUUUUAAGAAUAUUUUUACAGAUUUACCAGGAAGAACGAAUAUCAUAGAACAUGAUAUCAUAAAUUAACAGGCAGAGUUCCAAAUAAACUACCUCAAUAUGCUGUACCAUUACAUCACAGAGAAGCGUUACAGAAAGAAAUAGAUGAGCUACUUAAAUUGGGAGUAAUCGAACCAUCUAAUUCGUCAUGUGCUGCACCAGUUGUGCUGGUUAAAAAAAAAUGUGGCAACAUUAGACUGUGUGUGGAUUACCGUCAACUAAAUAAAGUUACAGAAUUUGACCCAUUCCCAAUGCCACAGGCAGAGGAAAUGUUUACUAAAUUGAAAAAAGCGAAACUUUUCACCACGUUGGACCUUUCUAGAGGAUACUGGCAAGUACCUCUAAAGGAAGAGGCUAAACCACUAUCCGCAUUUAAGACACCGUUCGGCGUCUAUCAGUGGAAUGUGAUGAGUUUUGGCUUAGUAAAUGCCCCAGCCACUUUUAACAGGAUGAUGGCAAAGAUACUGGGUCACAGAAGAGACACUAUUUGCUAUUUGGAUGACAUCUGCAUCUUUAGUGAGGAUUGGAACGAACACUUACAGAGUCUAAGAGAGAUAUUUGCUAUUAUCAAGGAAAACAAUCUGACAUUGAAACCAACAAAAAUAAAAAUUGGACUUAGUGAAAUUCCUUUUUUGGGAUACAAGAUAAAAAAUGAAUCAAUUACACCAUUGGAAGAAACAGUUGCAAAAAUAAUGGAUAUUAGUAUACCAAAAACAAAAAAACAAAUUAGAAGUCUUUUAGGUCUUUGCAAUUUUUAUAGAAAAUUUGUUCCAAAUUUUGCAGAAAUGAUUGAACCUCUUACAAAUCUUACAAAGAAAGGGAAAUCUAACAUUAUAAUUUGGUCUGAACAAUGUCAAAGAUCGCUAGACAAGAUUAAGAGGGUGUUUUCUGAAAAACCAAUAUUAAAAUUGCCCGAUAGUACUAGAGAAUUUAUUUUGGCAACGGAUGCUUCAUCCAUAGCUAUAGGGGGCUGUUUGAUGCAAGAGUAUAGUGGAAUUGCACACCCUGGUUUUUAUGUAAGCAGGAAACUAACCCUUGCAGAAUUAAACUAUGCAACUAUUGAAAAAGAGGGGCUGGCAAUUGUGUGGUGCAUAACAAAGCUAAGUUUUUAUCUGACGGGGGCUAAAUUUCAAUUAUGGACUGAUCAUGCUCCGUUAGCAUUCAUUAAUUUAAAUAAAUGUGGUAAUAAUAGAAUUGCUAGGUGGGCGUUACAACUGAUGGACUAUAACUUUGAGAUCAAAACAAUACCGGGGAAAGAAAAUGUUGUGGCAGAUACAUUAUCACGCUGUACUUAAAGGUUGGGGAGAUUGUGUAGAGUAUAUCAUGACUACUGACAUUCUGUUAAGAAUUAAGCUGUUUUAUUGUGUACAUUUGUAAAUUCUGGCACGGAGUGUAGUAGAUAUUCAACAGAGAGUUGUUCAAUUGUGAGUGUACACAACAAUGAUUAGUGAGCAGAUAUAGAUUUGAAUUGAAUUAUAGGCGGGGAGUGGUAUUAACGAAAUCUGCAUGAUUACAUAGAGAUAUGUAUAGAUAUAUAUAUGUCAAUUGUUCAUAAUAACAAUUAGUAUUGUGAUGGUUACUAUCACAAUUGGUGAAUAUAAAUGUUAUAUGUUAAAGCUAAUGUUAGAAGUGUAUUGGUAUUAAUAUGAUUUUGUUUUGUAUGACAUUAUGGUUCACUAUGUUACAGAGAAUUUAGAUUAUUUUUAACUUGGAAUAGGCUGAUAAGAUAUGUGGUGAUUAGUAUUUUGGACGUUCGAUGUACAUCGAACUUGUUAAACAGGGGGGGUGUUACGUGCGCAUCUUAGUGUAAAUGUGAAAUGGUGCGAAUGCGUGUUGAAAGGAGAAGAACAAAAAUGGAGGAAUAUGAACAAGAAAGUGUUUUCAGUAUUAAUAAAGAGUAAAGUAUUUAUAAA